UUUAAAAAAAUAAAAUAAAGAAUAAAAAUAAAAUAAUAAUGUGAGGGGUAAAAAUGUCCGAAGUGAGUCCUCCUCGCUGCUGCCGCUGAAUAGACGAUCUUUGUCCGGUGUCACCAGCAGCGGAGAGACAACCGGAGAACCGGAGACUCCACACCGGCAGGAUGGGCAAGAAACAGAAGAAAUCCGGAGAGGACAGUGCCAAAGAUGACAGCAUUGACAUCGAUGCUCUGGCUGCAGAGAUCGAAGGAGCCGGAGCCUCCAAAGAGCCGAAAGGGAAGAAGAAGAAGAAAGGAGCCAAAAAGGAUGACUACGAUGAGGACGACAUCCUGAAGGAGUUGGAGGAGCUUUCUAUCGAAGCGCAUGGAGGCAAAGCAAAGAAAUCAGACGGUGACGAGGAAGUCGCCGAGCCUCCCAAACCAGAGAAGAAGAAGACGAGGAAGGGGAAGAAGGGAGGAGCGAGCCCCGAGGAGGAGGAGGUAGAGGAGGAAGGAGACGCACAGAUGGACGCUGACAAAGAGAAGAAGGCUGCACCUCCUGCUGCGCCUCCCUCUGACUCCGACGAGGAGAGCACAUCACGCUCCCGCCUCAAGAACAAAGGAGCAAAGAAAGGAGGCAAGAAACCAUCAGUCUCCAACGAUGAUGAUGAGGAGCAGGAGGAGGAAGGCCUGAGCAAAGCAGCAGCAGGAAGAGGAGGAGGAGGUGGAGGAGGUGAAGCAGCGAAGGAGGAGGAGUCAGACGAGGACGAGGAGUUCACCUCCAGGCGAGACAAGAAGAAGAAGAACAAAGGCAAGGCAGCGAAGGCGGAGAGCGAUGAGGAGGAGGAGCAGGAGGAGGAAGGAGGCGGCGGCUUCAAGAUGAAGACGGCGGCUCAGAAGAAGGCGGAGAAGAAGGAGCGCGACAAGAAGAAGAAGGAGGAGGAGAGGAUGAAGCAGAAGAAGCUGAAGGAGAAGGAGAGCAGCACGGAGGUGAAGAAGGAGCCGGCAGCGGCCGCGGAGGUAACGACCGAGGCACCGUCGUCAGCGGCAACGGUGGCGGAGGAACAGGAAGGGGCGGAGCUUGUAGCGGAGGAGGAGGCCGAGGGCGACAAGAAGAAGAAAGACAAGAAGAAGAAGAAGGGAGAGAAGGAGGAGAAGGAGAAGGAUAAGAAGAAGGGACCCAGCAAAGCUACGGUGAAAGCCAUGCAGGAGGCGCUCGCCAAGAUGAAGGAGGAGGAGGAACGCGCCAAGAGGGAGGAGGAGGAGCGGCUGCAGAGGUUGGAGGAGAUGGAGAAGCAGCGGCAGGAGCAGGAGCGUCUGGAGCAGGAGAGGAAGGAGAAGAAGAAGCAGAAGGAGAAAGAGAGGAAGGAGCGACUGAAGAAGGAGGGAAAGCUCCUCACUAAGGCUCAGAGGGAGGCGCGAGCUCGAGCCGAAGCUACGCUGAAGCUGCUGCAGGCUCAGGGUGUUGAGGUGCCAUCCAAAGACUCGAUGCCAAAGAAGAAACCCUUUUACGGAGACAAGAGGAAGAAGAAGCCCAACGCCCAAACUCCUGAAGAAACAUCAGAGGUGACCUCGCCGCUGUCGGAGACGCCAGAGCCCGUUGCCAUGGAGACGGAGGCGGCACAGACGCCGGCCGCAGAGCCAGAGGUGAAGCCAGACGUUGCCGUUGACGACUGGGAGGCGAUCGCCAGCGACGAGGAGAAAGAGUUAAAGAAAGUUCACAUCGAGGUGAAGGAGGAGCCGUCCGCGCCUCCUCAGCCCGCCGGCAGCGAGGACGAGGAGGACGAGGAGGAGGAGGAAGACGAUGAGGAGGAGGAAGAUGACGACGAGGAGGAAAGCGAGGAAGGAGAGGAGGAGGAGAAGGAGGUGACGUCGGGAGGAGCGGGGAAGAGGAGGGCGGCGAAGGAGAGCGAGGAGGAGAGCAGCGAGAGCAGCGAUGACGACGGCAGGACGAAGGAGGAGCGGCUGUACGACCGAGCCAAGAGGAGGAUAGAGAAACGGAAAGCGGACAACCUGAAGAACAUCGACCAGGAGCGGCUGAGAGCGCCGGUGGUGUGUGUGCUCGGACACGUCGACACGGGAAAGACCAAGAUCCUCGAUAAGCUGCGACACACGAACGUCCAGGACGGCGAGGCCGGAGGAAUCACGCAACAGAUCGGAGCCACGAACGUCCCGAAAGAGACGAUUGAGGAGCAAACGAGGAUGGUGAAAAACUUUGAUAAAGAAACCAUAAAGAUUCCCGGCAUGCUGAUCAUCGACACUCCCGGUCACGAGUCCUUCAGUAACCUGAGGAACAGAGGCAGCUCUCUGUGUGACAUCGCCAUCCUGGUGGUCGACAUCAUGCACGGUUUGGAGCCGCAGACGCUCGAAUCCAUCAACCUGCUGAAGGAGAAGAAAUGUCCGUUCAUCGUCGCUCUGAACAAGAUCGAUCGUCUGUACGACUGGAAGCGGAGUCCGGAGACGGACGUCGUGGCGACGCUGAAGAAGCAGAAGAAGAACACGAAGGACGAGUUCGACGAGAGAGCGAAAGCCGUCAUCGUGGAGUUCGCUCAGCAGGGUCUGAACGCCGCCCUCUUCCACGAGAACAAAGACCCGCGGACCUUCGUGUCGCUGGUUCCGACCUCGGCUCACAGCGGAGACGGGAUGGGGAACCUCAUCGCUCUGCUCAUCGAGCUCACGCAGACGAUGCUGGCCAAGAGACUCGCUCACUGUGACGAGCUCAGAGCCCAAGUCAUGGAGGUGAAGGCCCUCCCAGGAAUGGGGACUACGAUAGACGUGAUUCUGAUUAACGGACGACUUCGUGAAGGAGAGACCAUCAUCGUUCCAGGAGUCGAAGGACCAAUCGUAACGCAGAUCAGAGGCCUGCUGCUCCCUCCUCCUCUGAAGGAGCUCAGAGUCAAACUACUGCUGGAGUUCCUCCGCACCUCUAAAGUACCUUACGCUGGUAUCAACAUCGGACCUGUCCAUAAGAGGGAUGUGAUGAAAGCGUCGACGAUGCUGGAACACGACAUGCAGUACGCGGUGAUCCUGGCGUUCGACGUGAAGGUGGAGAGAGAGAGUCAGGAGAUGGCCCGACAGUCUGGAGUUCGAAUCUUCUCGGCUGAGAAUUAUCAUCUGUUUGAUGCUUUCACUAAGUUCAGAGAAGAUUACAAGAAAGCCAAGCAGGACGAGUUCAAACACGUGGCGGUGUUCCCGGUAGCUUCGUGUCUUCCUCAGUUCAUCUUUAACUCCAGAGAUCCCAUCGUCAUCGGCGUUAACGUGGACGCCGGCGUCCUGCAUCAGGGAACGCCGCUUUGCGUCCCCAGCAAAGGGUUUGUGGACAUCGGCGUGGUAACGAGCAUCGAGGUGAAUCACAAGUCGGUGGAAAGCGCCAAGAAAGAAGAGAUCUGCAUCAAGAUCGAGCAUCCCGGGGAGUCGCCCAAGAUGUACGGACGCCACUUUGAGGCCACCGACAUCAUCGUGAGCAAGAUCACUCGAGCCUCCAUCGACGCUCUGAAGAACUGGUUCAGAGACGAGAUGCAGAAGUCCGACUGGCAGCUGAUCAUGGAGCUGAAGAAAACCUUCGAGAUCAUCUGAGGGGAGGAAUUUAAAAAAAACGAGGACGACGAACGACGGCAAAAAAAAAAAACUACGGCAAACGGAGAGGGACAAAAAAAAAGACAAAAAAAAAGCAAAAAAAAAAAAUACGAAUAAAGACGUGAAAGUGUUUUUCUGUGAGAAACGAACAGUUUUUUCCACUGUUGUAAACAGUGAUAGCUUAGACACACACACAUGCACACACAUGCACACGCACACAUGCACACACACACACACACAUGCACACGCACACACACACACACACACACACACACACACAGUAUUCCAACGUGCCUGUUCUUCAGCUACAACGUUGUGUUAUUACUCUUUCUUCUUGUUCUCCGCUCUGAUUUGUGGCUGCUGCUUCGUCUCCCUCCUCCUCCUCUUCAUCAUCCUCCUCCUCCUCCUCCUCCUAACGAGCUUAACGAGCCUCGCCCAGGUGCAUUGUGGGAUUAUAUUUAAAGAGAACAAGCAGCACCACUUGGAGGGGAAGAGAGUUUUUCUUUUCAUUGAGGCGGUCGAGCUGAAAGACUUUGAGGAGGCGACUCAGCGUUGAUGGUUUUUGCUGUGCGGUUU
Molecule: messenger RNA, 4127 nt
Organism: Scomber japonicus (chub mackerel)
Lineage: Eukaryota; Metazoa; Chordata; Actinopteri; Scombriformes; Scombridae
Gene: eif5b
Product: eukaryotic translation initiation factor 5B
Molecular function (GO): GTP binding; translation initiation factor activity; GTPase activity
Source: RefSeq, a predicted model, not a curated record